AUGGAGCCCAAAUUCAAGCGCCCAGUGGCCUCAUCGAGGGCGCUUGCUGCAUUCACGAAGGGGACGCAGCUAGAAAUACAGUAUGCUGGUGCUCCUAGUGGAGUAGAUGCCAACUUACUUGUGCUCUUGCAUGGGCUUGGUGACACAUCGAAGCCCUUCUUUCGGCUUGGCGAACAACUUCAGCGAACACUGCCUCAAACAGCCAUUCUUAGUGUGCAGGCUCCAAUUCGCGUACCUUUAUUGGAUGAAGAUGCGUGGAUGUGGUGGGAUAGUUUUGACUCACUCGGAGAAGUCAAUAUGCGCCCCGACCCUCGCCACGCUCUUCGCGAUAUGCGAAACUUGUUUGCGUACCUAACUGAACCAGACACAACGGGGGGGUGUGGAUGGUCUAUGCAGCAUAUCCACGCUUUUGGAUUUGCUCAAGGCGGCACUGUUUUGCUGGAAUCACUUGCCGCUAUGCGCGCGCAGACGUUGGGUAGUGCCACGAGCGUGUGUGGCCCCCUUCUCUCGCUUCCGACAUAUACUCCGCCCUUACCUAUUCCGGUAUGUUUUGUGACGCGCAGUUUGGGCGCGUCUUCAGCAACUCGUGAAGAUAUCCGAGCAGUCGAGCGAGGAUUUCGGAAUGUGACACACGUACAUUACAAUGCGCCGAACAUGGGCAUGAUUCAAGGCAAAGAGUGGGGGGAUAUUAUGCGGUUUUGGAGUCCGCGAUGGCGCAAUCUAACAAUGUGGGAGUUGGAGGGUGAGGUACACGAGGUAUCAUAA
Malassezia restricta is the source of this 765-nucleotide messenger RNA. Its product is annotated as phospholipase carboxylesterase. The transcript has a single exon. Lineage: Eukaryota; Fungi; Basidiomycota; Malasseziomycetes; Malasseziales; Malasseziaceae. Gene Ontology annotation, molecular function: hydrolase activity. The record is from RefSeq and is a predicted model, not a curated record. The coding region runs from base 1 to 765 and encodes 254 amino acids.